UUCCGGCUAUCGAUGGUGUCACCGCCGAUUAACCACCACUUGCCGACGGGUGGGAUAUAAGUUUAGAAAUUUCCUAAUUAAAUUAAUUUUUCCAAUUGCCCAAAUGCACAUUCCGCCAGCCCGAGUUUCCCGAGCGUAAUGGAUAUUUAAGCAAGACAAAGCGUUCCAAACCAGUGCAAAGCUCUCAUUCGUCGGAGUUUGACCUUAAAAGCAGAACAAAAGGGAAUAGGAAAAGAAAGGGUAAAAGACGGGAAAAAAACGGUAAUAAAAAACGGUAAAAAAUUCCCAAAAUGGACAGGACCUUUUGGAGCCACGCCAUGGGUGUGAUGUGGAUAGCUAUCCUAAGCAUGGGCAUGCAGGGCACACGGGCCCAGCUGGAUCUGGACCAGAUCCAGACGCAACUGCCCGAGCAGAUAGCCAAGUCGAACUUUAGCUUGGGCGACGCCAAGGAGCUGUUUCGCAACAAAUGCGUCGAGGUGGCCGGCGAGGAGGCGGGUGGCCACGCCUACGGGGAGAUCGAGUCGGGCUUCAUGGUCCUCACCGAGUGCCUGAACGGCAUUGUCAACUAUACGGCGAUGCAGGAGGAGAUCCAGGAGGCCAGUCCCAAGGGCGAGCUGGACGUGGUCUUCAAUAAGUACUGCAGCAGGCGUGCGAGUGCGGUGCAGUGUGUGGACACCUUCACCGCCCAGCUGGCGCCCUGUUUGGUGGCCGAGGAGCGCGAGGGUCAGGACGUGAUCAAACAGAUCAUCCAGAGCCUGCUGAACUUCGUCUGCCACAAGGACGGCGAUCAGAUAGCACUGUUCAUCGCCGAAAAGGGGCCCGAGUGCAUCGAAUCGCAGAAGGAGAACAUCCAGCAGUGCGUGAACAACACCUUCGCCGAGUACUUCAACCUGCAGGAUGUGCAGGACAAUCGCAUCAAGACGAUACCCAAGCUGACGGUCGGCCAGAAGCAGUGCGACGAUAUGCUGAACCUGCAGGCCUGCGUGGUCAGCAAACUGGAAACGUGCUCGGAUAUCACGCCGGCGAAUCUCGUCGAGUCGAUGUUCAACUUUGUCAGGAACCAAACGUUGUGCCGCGACCAUCAGAGGUCCCCGCAAAUCGCCGCCGCCGCCGCCGCAGCUGCGGCCAGUCGGGGGUUCCCCCAAGGAAGCCAGAAUGUUUUCCCCUAUCUCGCUUUUUAUUUGUUUAUUUUAGGAUUCUGUUUUCAAAAAUCUCCCUAGUUUUAAGACGGGAAAGCCUAUGCUCGAAUCAAAUCGAAUCUGUUAUACUCUUUUUUAAUGCUUCAGCUUGAUCAAAAGGCACGAUGAUAAUCACUGUUUUUAGCUUUCGCCUUGCUUUGCUAAUAAUAUUUCUCUGUGGCACAGGUGUCCAGAGUUCAAUCGCUUGAGGGUUUGCGCAUGCCAAAGUACCUAUAUAUAUGUAUGAAUGAUUUUCUGUUUUCCUUCAAUAUAAUACAUGUAGCUAAUGGCCAAUCUACAAUGCUGCUGUGUCAUGCGUUCAUCCCAAAUGCUUUAUUUUAAUUAUAAUUCCAUGCGAGGGGCUUGUAUGAUUCGAGUUAAGUUUGUAUCAAAUCAAAUCAAAUCUUGUAUUUCACCGAGGGCCGUUUGUGGUAAUCUCGCUAUUUUAAAGUGGAUAAGGUACGGGGGUUCGGGAAAGGAAAUACUUUACAAUAUAUGUAUAUGAAUCAGGAAUGAGAAAGAAAAUGUUUUGUAAGUGAAUAAACGUAUCAUUACUGUAAAAAUAAAGUGAUAAAUUUAAAAAUAAA
Drosophila biarmipes is the source of this 1765-nucleotide messenger RNA. RefSeq names its product 27 kDa hemolymph protein. Lineage: Eukaryota; Metazoa; Arthropoda; Insecta; Diptera; Drosophilidae. The coding region runs from base 291 to 1220 and encodes 309 amino acids. The transcript has a single exon. The record is from RefSeq and is a predicted model, not a curated record.